This is a messenger RNA of Calidris pugnax (ruff), 4366 nucleotides long. RefSeq names its product PAS domain containing serine/threonine kinase (gene PASK). Gene Ontology annotation, cellular component: nucleus; cytoplasm; cytosol. Gene Ontology annotation, molecular function: ATP binding; protein serine/threonine kinase activity. The transcript is spliced from 18 exons. Gene Ontology annotation, biological process: negative regulation of glycogen biosynthetic process; protein phosphorylation; intracellular signal transduction. Bases 489 to 4175 code for a protein of 1228 amino acids. NCBI's taxonomy places the organism in Eukaryota, Metazoa, Chordata, Aves, Charadriiformes, Scolopacidae. The record is from RefSeq and is a predicted model, not a curated record.
CAGCGCGAUUGGGGACCUGCUCUCUCCCCACCAGUCCCUCGGGCCUGAGGCAUCGCGAGCUGCUCUCGGCCUCGUCGUUCCGCCAGCAAAUUCUUCGGAGGAUGGCUGUUAGCCUGCGGAGGGGCCGCCCAUCCCCGGAGUAGAGAGUCGAGGGCAGGCCGGGCCGGGGCUGCCUGGAGCUGGCGGGUCGAAGCAGGGCAUUACGUGUGGUGGGGCGGGGGAAGGAGAGGCCGGAGGGAGCCGCGGAUCCCCUGACGCCGCAUCAGUUUUGCGUCCUCCCGCGCUGGCGCCCUAUUGGCUCUCCUCUGUGCCGCUCUCCGACUGCCUUCGCUUAUUGGGCGGCGCUAUUGAGUGCCGCCCCCUACUUCCUCGCGCCCGCCGGCUGGGUGGCGGCCGCCCUGAGGAGCGGUGGCCGUGGCUGUGGUGGGGCUGGGGCUGAGGCUGAGAUGGUGGCUCACUAGGAGUGGCGUGGCAACCAGAGUGUCAUCAUGGCAGCCAAGGCUUAUAGUCCCUCUGAAGGGGACCUUCAGCCUUCGUCACUAGGCGUAGCCCCUGCUCACCUGAAUGGGUCCGAUAAGCUAAAUAGAUCCUACCCCUGGGCCAACAGGAGCAGGAAAAGUCAGCUCUCUGAACUUGGUCGGCUUAGAACAUCUCUGUCUGGUGAGCACAGUAUUUUGAGAUUGAGUUCAUGUGUCAUUAGUCAAGGGGAGAAAUGGAGCUCUUACUGUUUAUCUUCACUGGCAGCUCAUAACAUUUGUACCAGCAAAAUUGGUAGCUCGUGGGCUCAGUGGGAUUCUGUUUCUUUCUCCACUUCCACUGGAAGUUCUUCUUGCUCCUUUUUGCAUGCCCUCACUGGGGAGGAAUCCACCCAGCACCUCCUAACUGCUGCACGCAAUCCGAACAAAGCCGUCUUCACUGUGGAUGUCAACACAACAGAGAUCCUAGUGGCUAAUGACAAAGCCUGCAAGCUGCUUGGCUGCAGUAGUCAGGAACUCAUUGGUCAAAAGCUGUCUCGUUUGAUAUCCAAAUCCAGUCAAGAAGUAUGGGAAGCUGUGGGUGAAGACUACAUAGAAACUGAUGAAUGUUCAUUGGUGGUUUCAGGAACAGUGGUGGAUGUGAUAGGCCGUCUCAAAGAGAAGAUCCCUGUCUCAGUCUGGCUGAGGCGAAUAAGAAGCAAGGACAACCAGUGUUGUGUCGUUGUGCUGGAACCAGUGGAAAGACUUUCAGCUUCUGUUUCCUUCAGGGAUGAUGGAGAGAUUACGUCGUGUGACCUCCUUUUUGCCCAUCUCCAUGGCUACCCAAAAUUGGAAGAAGUAGUUGGGCUCCACAUAAAGGACCUGAUUCCUUCUGUGCGGAUCCCUCCUCUAGGCAAAAAAAUCCCAAAGAACCUCAGGAUCCAGCAAGCUGUAGGCCAAUCCAGAGAGGGUAACAGUUUUCCUCUCAGUUUAAAGCUGCAAGUAAGCCUUCUGGAGGAGGACCAAGCGGCAGUGCAGAAAGAUGGUGUUCCGCAGACAGAAAAGGAUGGCUCUUUCACAGGCUAUCAUUACUCUACUACAGUUGUGGUUUUCUCCACCAUCAGUGGUCUUAUUACUGUCCAUUCAGAUGGAACCAUUUGUGGCAUCAAGGAUAGUUUCGCUUUAAUGCUUUUUGGCUAUGAAAAGAAAGAACUGUUGGGAAAGAACAUUACGUUCCUGAUCCCUGGUUUCUAUAACAACAUGAAAAGAAGCAGUGACUGUUCUUUGCCAUUACCUCCUCUUGAUGACUCCACAGGGACAGAGAGCGAGUGCAUCUUUGAAGAGGUUGCUGCCUGCCAUACAACUGGCUCUGGCUUCUGUAACAAAGACAGCAGCUUCUUGACUGCACCUUCAGCAAGCCUUCUGUCAAGAGAUGAAGAGCAGAAAUUGGAAAGAAGACACAAAGUUGACAAAUUAAUACAGGAUGAGACAAAACAAAAGAAUGGGACUGGUUUAUGUUCUACUCCCUCACUUCCUCAAGUGACAUCCACGCUGUCUAAUAGGCUAGAAGACAAUCUAGAUACCACAUCCUAUAGUCCAAUUAAGCUGCCUUCUGAUGUUACUUGUAACUCACCUGGAACACCAACAAUAGAUGAGCCCUGGUCUGGGACAACUUCAGACUGCAGACAAGACUUUCAAAGCCACAUGGUUACAGGGCAGUUGUCAGAACCAAACUUGAUGUGUGAUGCAAAACAUUCCAGCCUUGAGCACAUUGUCAUUAAGAACUGCCUGCUAAAUGAUGCUUUGUCCUUCUGUGCAAAUGGAAGAAAUAGUAUCUAUAAUGUUUGCUCAGGAAAUAAAAUGGGUUUCAGUGCCUCUGCACCUGGAGCUGCCACAAACUCUGCAGAGGUUAAAGAAUCUGACACUGAGCUGAACUGUAUUUGCUCUGGUCUUGAGGUACUGGGUCUGAAUGUUGGUGUCAAGGGGAGCUCAGACAAUUGUUUAGAUAUUACUGCAGCUCUUGUAGGAGCAUCCUCCUCUAAUGCAGUGGACUUAGCUGUAGGCAAUAUGCUAACUCAGAAAAACAGUGACUUUUCAACUGGGCAAGAAAAGAAGCUGUCAAAUGGUGUUGCCAUAGAACAUGAUUCUGGGUGGCUGGCCUCCCAAAGGCAUUUAGAAAACUCUGAAGAAUCUUCCACAGCAUUUACUGAGAAGCCUGAAACUCUUGCAGAGACUAAGGGGGACAACUUCAGCAGAAACCCACUGAAGAGCAAAUGUAAUCCUGAAGAAGACUGUCAGUUGCAUGGGCAGCAAAAUAUGGAGAUAAAAUUAACAUCGACCCCAGUGAAACAAGAAGCAGUGAAGUUUGAAGGAGGGCUGAAUCCAGCAGCUCCUUUGACCUUGGAGAUUCUGGAAGGCAGCUACACUGAGAAUUGCUGUCACAGAGAUGGUUCACAAUUAAGUAUACUCUAUGAAGUGAAACGUGUAGAACUGCAGGACCCUGCUGUACUUUUCUGUGUCUGGGUGGUGAAAGACCUUCUACAGAGCCAUAAGGAAGCUGUAGCAAAGACUCAGCUUUUGCUCUCCAGUCUAGCAAGCUCUGCCCAAUCUAUUGCAGAUAUUUCUACACAUAGUCUUGGAGAAGCCAUCAGAUCUACUUCACUUUUUGAGAGUUCCCGAAGAGCUGAAGAGCUUGAAGGAUUAAGGGCAUGUGAGGGAGAAUAUGCAAAAAAUUACGACACUCUCAGUCUUAUUGGCAAAGGAUCUUUUGGCUUUGUCUGGACUGCUAUGGACAAGAGAGAUCAGCAGGAGGUUGUCGUAAAGUUCAUCUGGAAGGAGAGGGUGCUUGCGGACUGCUGGGUAGAUGAUCCUGAUCUGGGGAGAGUUACUCAAGAAAUCGCAAUCCUGUUGAAGCUGCAGCACCCCAGUAUCAUUAAGGUGCUGGAUGUAUUUGAAAAUGCACAUUUCUUCCAGCUGGUAAUGGAGAAGCAUGGAUCUGGUCUGGAUCUCUUUACAUUCAUUGAUAAUCAGCCCAACUUGGAUGAGCCAUUAGCAAGCUAUAUAUUCAGACAGCUUGUAUCAGCUGUUGGGUAUCUCCACUGUAGAAACAUCCUUCACAGAGAUAUCAAGGAUGAAAACAUUGUCAUUGCUGAAGAUUUCACAAUUAAAUUAGUGGACUUUGGUUCAGCCGCCUACCUGGAACCUGGAAAAUUGUUUUAUACUUUCUGUGGGACAAUUGAAUACUGCUCACCAGAAGUGCUGUCUGGCAAACCGUACCAGGGCCCUGAGCUGGAGAUGUGGUCACUUGGUGUCACCCUUUAUACAUUAGUGUUUGGAGAGAAUCCCUUCUGUGAGCUGGAGGAGGCCAUGGCAGCUGUCCUGAAUCCUCCUCGGCCUGUGUCGAAAGGUCUCAUGGAUCUCAUCGCUGGGCUUUUGCAUCCUAUUCCAGAGCAGCGCAUGACUCUAGUGAUGUUAGCAGAGGAUUGUUGGCUGAAGCAGCCCGUGAACCUGGGUGAUUAUAUCUGGGAAGAAGUAUACAUCUCUGUUGAGACAGCACAGGCCCCAUCUGUGGAACCAUUCCUCCCUCACCGCAGGACAUGCACCGUCACUCAAGAACCAGCAGGAAUUAAUUGUGCUUCUCUCCUGAAGAAAGAUUGCAACUGCUUCUCUCUUGGUCAGCACCACGCGGUUGGCAGCUCUGCCUGGGCACAGUUCCUCUAGUAAAGCUCCUUCCUAAUAAGCAUUUGUAAUUAUUCUUACACAGGAUGUGCUUUAAUGCUGUGAAAUAAAGAUUUUGAUGGCUUGUGUAAAUUGUUCAUAACUAAGAAUAUAUUUUUAUUGGCUGUUUUGGCUUUUUAUAUGUAGCUUCUCUCUUUCUGAAAAGUGAAUGAACCUUUGUCUCGGUUGAUUGA